AUGCCUCGUAACGUCGAAGUAAAAACAAAACUUGAUGACGUAAACGCUACUCAUCAACGUGUGAAAUCAAUGACAAAUGAGCCACCAAUAGUGUUGAAACAAUGUGAUUAUUUUUUUAAUUCAAUCAAAGGAAGAUUAAAAUUAAGAGUGCAAGAAGAUGCUCCAUGCUAUUUGAUCUACUACGAACGUCCCAAUGUCGCUGGACCAAAAUUAAGCGAUUAUUCGACAACAACCGUUACAAAUCCCGAUGAACUUAAAGAGACAUUGGAUAAAGCAUUGGGUAUUCGUGGUAAAGUCCAAAAGAAGCGUACCUUGUAUAUGAUUGGUCAAACGCGUGUUCAUAUCGAUGAAGUUCAUGGUCUUGGUGAUUAUUUAGAGCUGGAAGUUGUGCUGAGAGAUGAUGAAACAGUUGAAUAUGGUGAACGUAUAGCUCAAAAUUUAAUUGAACAAUUAAAUAUACCAAAAUAUGUACAAAUUGAAUGUGCCUACAUGGAUUUAUUAGAUAAAAAUAAUAAUUAG
Messenger RNA from Didymodactylos carnosus, 519 nucleotides. NCBI's taxonomy places the organism in Eukaryota, Metazoa, Rotifera, Eurotatoria, Philodinida, Philodinidae. The record is from the annotation of a GenBank genome assembly.